Messenger RNA from Saccoglossus kowalevskii, 1388 nucleotides. RefSeq names its product serine/threonine-protein phosphatase 6 catalytic subunit. Lineage: Eukaryota; Metazoa; Hemichordata; Enteropneusta; Harrimaniidae. Gene Ontology annotation, molecular function: protein serine/threonine phosphatase activity. The record is from RefSeq and is a predicted model, not a curated record.
AUCUAGUUUUCAAAAUGGCGGAAAUAUCGUGUCUCGAUAAAUGGAUCGAAAUAACGAAACAGUGCAAAUAUUUACCCGAAAACGAUCUAAAGAAAUUGUGUGAUCAUGUAUGUGAAUUAUUGCUGGAAGAAUCCAAUGUGCAACCUGUGUCAUCGCCAGUAACAGUUUGCGGAGACAUCCACGGACAGUUUUACGAUCUUGAAGAGUUGUUUCGUACGGGUGGACAUGUUCCAGAUACUAAUUAUAUAUUUAUGGUAUACCAAAUCCGAACCAUAGAUCGAAAUCAGGAGAUACCACAUAAAGUGCAUUUUGUGACUUAGUUGGUCAGAUCCGAAGACGUAGACACAUGGGCAAUCAGUCCGAGAGGUGCUGGCUGGUUAUUCGGGUCAAAGGUUGUACAAGAGUUUGUCAAUAUCAACAAUCUUAAGUUAAUUUGCCGAGCUCAUCAGCUGGUGCACGAAGGUUAUAAAUACAUGUUUGACGAGAAACUUGUCACUGUCUGGUCUGCACCUAAUUAUUGUUAUCGAUGUGGUAAUAUAGCGUCUAUUCUUGCAUUCCGAGAUGUUGAUACAAAAGAAGCAAAGUUAUUCCGUGCUGUUCCUGAUUCAGAACGUGUCAUUCCAUCCCGUACCACAACCCCGUACUUCUUAUAGAACUAUAUUAAUAUCUACUGUCGGGCUGUGACACUAAUUGGAACAGCCAACCAUUAAUGCAUUCUGAUUGGCUGGUAGCUAAUCACAUGCUGUAGAUGAACGUCUGUGAUUGGCUGCUCCCAUACUGAAUAAGGGUGGAAAUCACUGUCGAUUUUGUACAAGAUUUUUUUUUUUUUUUUUUUAAUAGAGCUGUUGUAUAUUUUAUUUGUUAGAAAAGGUGUUACUUCAAAAAACUUUUCUUUAGAAAACAACAAAUUGUAGAAUGAUUUUUUUAAGUGUAUUUCUGACAAAUAAAGCAUUACUGUAUUUAUUCUGUUAGAAGCAAAUAGAGGCACAUAAAGGAAACAAUUGUUUGGUUUAGUAAAAUUUAUAAGUGCUUUUUAUUUGUUCAUACAGAGCCAAUACAGUAAUGAACUCACUGUGAUUAUAAUUUACAAAUGUCAGUGUUUCUGAAUUCUCAAAACCAUUCUAACCUAAGAGUGUGCACAGGAUGACAGUGCCCAGUGAUUCAAACAUGAACAGUUACCGAUAUAUCUAGAAAUGUAAAAUUUCAACUUACUAGGAAUGUUUAAGGAUUUAAGUUUGGCGUUUUUCCUGACACAAGAUUCUACUCCAGUUUAGUUGAUUUUGUUUGAAGGUUUUUCUGUAUAACUGAAUGUGACUGCAAGUUUGUCAUUUUAUCCCCCGCCCCCUAUUGUAUUGUCAUAUUUUCCACAUUAAACAUGUCUAUUGACA